Labrus mixtus (cuckoo wrasse) is the source of this 2837-nucleotide messenger RNA. RefSeq lists its product as uncharacterized. NCBI's taxonomy places the organism in Eukaryota, Metazoa, Chordata, Actinopteri, Labriformes, Labridae. The transcript is spliced from 4 exons. Bases 627 to 1073 code for a protein of 148 amino acids. The record is from RefSeq and is a predicted model, not a curated record.
UAGUCUUUGCACCAUUUUUCUAUUGAACCUUUUGAUAGUUUUCGUGUGCAUGCCAUCUAUCCCUCUGUUAAAAUUUUUCUCGAAAACUCUGCAAAGCACUUUGAACUGUGUUUUUAAGAUUACACACAAUCUUAAAAACACAGUCAAUCUUUUUCUUCUACUAUAACAUUUGAUGACUACUGCACUGGCUUAAACUGCACUGGCUUAAACUUCUCCAAACUAAAUGAAUAGUGCUGAUAUCCUCAGAGAUAGAUACUACACUCUAUUUUGCACAUUUUCACACACAUGCACACACACUUCCUGUGAAACUGUCAGGCCAACUGUGGUUUUCUCGUGUUUCUGUGUUCCGCCGCUCUGCUGAGCACCUCCGCAUAUUGAUUGCUGACCUCCCUCGGUGCUUGUCUUCUUUUCAGCCAUCAGACUUCAAAGAAACAAAAGUAAAAUCCAGUUCACCAAAAAGACAACUUUCUUCACCCGAUCUGAUUUAUUGCAGUUGGAUUACAGCUGCUGGAGAAGGCGUCAAAGUGUAUUUUCGUUAAAGUGUAUUUUCUUAGAAAGAAAUGAAGCAGUUGUGAGAAAGCAAAAGUAUUUUGGUGGAUGUCUCUGUCGCCUGCACGGUCCUCAACAUGGCAGAAGCUCCACCGGGGUGCUACCACGGAGCCCUCAGCAAGACGGAGUGUGAGGAUCUGCUGGGGAAGAAGAACAAGGACGGAGCUUACCUGAUCCGAGACAGCGAGACCAUCCAGGGAGCCAUGUGUCUGUGUGUUUAUAAACGGAAAGUGGUGUACACAUACAGACUGCUGAAGACGCACACUGGGCAAUACACUCUCAUGACUGCAGGAGGUGUAACGGAGACAUUUUUUAAGACUUUAGAUGAGCUGAUUCGUCACUUUAAAAGGAGGAACCAGGGUCUGGCCAUACACCUGCGACACUCCGUCAAAAGGAAGACGGCUCUGUUGAUCCACCCUCCAGACCCACCUGCAGCGCAGAUACAGCAGAUGCCUUUACAUGAAGAGGAUCACGACUAUGAAAAUGUUCCAGACGCAGACUACGUUGAAGUCUUGCCUCCAUAAAGAACUCGACUGUUAAUCAUCAAACACACCAGGAGACAUGUCGAUGGAAUAAGUUCUGAACUGUGGGUGGAUCAUGUUCACAAACUGGAUCACAUUAGGAAUUAUAAAUAAGGACAAAUGAACGGCGGAACAAGGCUCUAUGUCUGCUUAUCCUCUGACAGUAAUAGUUUAUUCUGGUUUUGUUGAUGUCAACCCUCUUCUGUCGUCGAGGCUGAAAUAUUUCAACAACCUUUGGAUGGAUUGUCAUGAAACUCGGUUCAGACAUUGAUGGUUCUCAGAGGAUGAACUGUACUCUUCUGUUCUUUUUUUUCUGGGCUGUAUCCUUUUUCUUUUUUUCUUUUUUACAUAUUUCAAAAGCUCAACAUGAAACAAACAUAAAGAAAGUACACAUCUUACCAGAUUACAGAAAGAACAAAAGUGCAAUAACACAUAUUUAUGAUCAUAUCAGGUACAAUCUUAUUUUGACAUGUCAAAAUGGAAAAAUAUGACAAUGACAUAUUUGUGAAGAAUACAAUGGGAAUCCUUUCUGCAACAAUCCAACCAGAUUACUGGGAAGAUAAUUUAAGAAGGGUUGCAAAAUAUUAUAAAAGAGGUUGUUAUUGCCCUUUCAUUUAGCACUGAGGUGUUCCAUAGGAAUGCGCUACAUGAAUUUAACAGCAGUGCCAUAUAGUGAUAGUAAGUUCCUGCUUCUCGUUUACCCUUCACACAGUGGGGAGAGCUACUCUCUCAUCAUCACCAUCUAAAAGAAAAAGCCACAACAUUUCGAUCACUCUGGACCUUUGUCAAGUGUGCAUGAUAAAUUCUUCAGUUCCCUCAACAUUAACACAGAUACAGGACGUCAUUUAUCAUAAAAAGGGAAAUAGAUUUCCUGUUGUUAAAAGCUUUAAAAUUAAAAUUGAGAAGAAAACUUUCAACAUAAUGCCCAACUUGGUGUAAACCAAGGAAGUGGUUGUGUGGAUGUGUAUUUAGUGUGCUAUAGGAUGAUGUUCUUUUUUUCUUAUUGGUUUUAAUACCUGCAAGACGAAUAACUUUGUAUUUAGUGCUACUUUGCUAAUUUUAGCAGGCAGACGCGCUAAAAGAUGUUUAACUUUGUAAAUGUUAAACUCAAGCUGCAACCUCCUGUGUUUUAAAAUGAAGCCAAUGUGGAAGUGAAAAAAACAGUUCUCGGAGUGUCCACUUGAGACUGUAAUGUCAUGUUAAAAUGUUUUUACCUUGGACAGUUAAUAUUAAUGGAUGAAGCCUGAGUGACGUUACUCAUCUGUUACUGUGCCGGAAAUACUGUCUCAAUCUAACUUUCAGUCAGUCUAACGACAGGCUGAGAGCUGGAGCUGAGGAGGAUUUGAAUCCUCCAUACAAAUCAUUACAUCACGCCCAGCUGUCAAUCAGGUCAGCUACUCGCUUAACUAUGGAUAACAAAUAUUCUUCAUAAAAUCAAAAUGGAUGCGUUAUAAAAAAAAAUGGCACCCCCAUACUGUGUGUUCUCAGGAGGAAAAUAACUAAUCAGACCAAUAUGUUUUUUGUACCAGGCUGUAAACAUGUUAAUUCUUGCUGUAAAAAGUGUCUUAAGUGGACCCUCCACAAACUGCAGGAUUUUGCUCUUUCACUGUUGCUGCUUGUUUUUUAACAGCAGAAAUGAUCAUGUUUCUGGCCUGCAUGGUUAAAAAAAAUGCAGCAUUUUCCCAGGAUUAGCUUUGGCAAGUUGUCAAUCUAUAAUUAACUACAUAUUUUUUUUUAUCUAUAAAUAAAUGAUGUAAUGGUACAUGA